This is a messenger RNA of Schistocerca nitens (vagrant locust), 3555 nucleotides long. RefSeq names its product mitochondrial folate transporter/carrier. Gene Ontology annotation, biological process: folate import into mitochondrion; nucleotide transport. The record is from RefSeq and is a predicted model, not a curated record. Gene Ontology annotation, cellular component: mitochondrion. Gene Ontology annotation, molecular function: FAD transmembrane transporter activity; folic acid transmembrane transporter activity. The transcript has 6 exons. Bases 187 to 1158 code for a protein of 323 amino acids. NCBI's taxonomy places the organism in Eukaryota, Metazoa, Arthropoda, Insecta, Orthoptera, Acrididae.
ACGAAGCUCUCCCUCUGUGAUAAGUCGAUGGAAGGAACUGCACGAUAGCUUGCGUAAGAUUAUACUGUUCUUGGGAAGGGUAAUUAGACGAGAAAACUGCUGGAGCUAAGUAGUGUGUUGCUGAAAAUUUAUCGAGAUGAUUCUUCGGCUAAACACGAAGGGAGCGAAAACGUUUCCGAUAUUAAAAUGACGUCACUGAAAACUACAGGAGCAACAGCUCCUAAUCGAAAUAUAACCGUUUUUAGUCAUGUGAAGUAUGAGCAUCUUAUAGCAGGCAUAUCUGGUGGUGUCGCGUCAACCCUCAUCCUACAUCCGUUAGAUCUCAUUAAAAUCAGAUUCGCAGUUAAUGAUGGACAAACCAAAACAACACCACAGUACAAGGGUUUAACAAGUGCAGUAACAACUAUAGUGCAACAAGAAGGUCCUCGUGGCUUAUAUAGAGGUGUGACACCAAAUGUGUGGGGCUCAGGAAGUGCUUGGGGAUUUUAUUUCCUGUUCUAUAACACCAUUAAAACAUGGAUCCAAGGAGGGAACAGCAAAAAGCCCCUGGGACCAUUCCUUCAUAUGUUGGCUGCAGCAGAGGCAGGGAUUCUCACCCUCGUUAUGACAAAUCCUAUAUGGGUGGUGAAAACUCGGUUAUGUCUGCAGUAUAGUGAAUUGGAUCUGUCGAAGCUACCAGACAGCAAAAGAUAUGCUGGGAUGAUGGAUGCUCUGAGAAAAAUUUACCGUACAGAAGGGAUCCGGGGACUUUACAGGGGUUUUGUUCCUGGGAUAUUUGGUGUUUCUCAUGGUGCACUCCAAUUCAUGACUUAUGAAGAAAUGAAAAAUAAAUACAAUAAUUACAGAAAUGUACCUAUUGAUACAAAAUUGGGAACUGGUGAAUAUUUAACAUUUGCUGCAGUUUCAAAGUUGGUAGCAGCUGCUGCAACAUAUCCAUACCAAGUAAUUCGUGCAAGGCUGCAGGAUCAGCAUCACGACUACAAGGGCUCAUGGGAUUGUAUCCUCCGCACUUGGAGGUAUGAGGGUGUACGGGGUUUUUACAAAGGGUUGAGUGUUAACUUGACUCGUGUAACACCAGCAACAAUGAUCACCUUCGUUGUAUAUGAGAAUGUGUCGUAUUUCUUGCUAAGCUUCAGACGUGAACCAACCAGCCUUUAAGAAAAUUAGACAAUGAAUGACCCAGAAGAGUUACCAACAUUCCUUGCAGUGAAAUCUACAAACUAUGAAAUUGUUAAGCUUUAAAAGUUGUUCCACGGAGCAUUUAAAAUGUUCACUUUAAUUUACGAAAACAUCCUAUGAAUAAGCAGUUUAGUGGCUACUGAGAAUGUAAAUUUGAUUGACAGGACACAUUAAUAAAAUCUAGUAAUGUGAGUUUUUAAUAAUAUGGAUUAAUAUUGCUAUGGCUGUGAUUGUGAACAUUGUAAUAUGUUGAGAUCAGUGUGAAUUUGUUUCACAGAGAUCAAAUACAGUAAUAAAAUUUUGUAAUUUCAAACUGUCAUUCUUGUCAUUUAGUUUCAGGUAAUUAAUACUACUAACAUUGUAUUGUAAAAUCCAGAUUCUGCCUGAGAAUUACUUAGAUUUUAUCUCUUUGAUUAAACAAUAAUGACAUGAUUCCUGUAAUGACGAACUGUUAAGAGGGGAUGCUGUCAAGUACUUAAUUUAUAAGAAACAAUCUGUGUAGUCUGAUUAUAUCACGAUAAUGUCAUAAUGUGUAUCUGACUAUAUCAUGAUGAUGUCAUGUGUAAGGCAGUUUAUAUUUCGUGAUGCCAGUGCAUGUGUAUUUCCUUGAUUAGAUCCUGCAAAAGAGUUAAAAUUUUAGUAGAGAAAACCUUGACAUUUGGCAGGAAUUUCAUAGGUGUUGUAGUGAAUUAAAUACACAGAAAAGAAUCUAGCAGUGAGACUAAUUGCAGUUUGAUAAAUGUGGUUUCAAAAGUUUGCUUCAGAUGCACAAAUUCUUCAUACUAUUAAAACUAAUACCGGCAGAACUGAGUCAAUACUGAAGAACAAUACCUUUUUUAAGUCAAUAUGAAAUGAAAGCUGAAUUCAGUGUGACAAGAGUAAAAUUUAUCAUCCUUUCAAUUGGUCUACCUACAUCAAUGAGAAAUAUAUAUUUAUUCUGUGUUGUUUAUUAUUCUGGCUUCUGAAUGUUUGAAUAUUAGGUAAGAAUCCAUGCAAAAUGGUUACCAUGGUUUCUAAUAUUGUAUCCAACUCUUUCUUAAAAAAACCUCUCUUCUAAAAAUACGUACCUCAAUAGUUUGCCUGAGCCCUGAUUGGCAUCAGUAGAGAAAUGAGCCUCUGUACAGAAGCCACAUUACUCAAUACAUUGUUAAAGUUUAAAAAUUCAUACCUGUUGUUUGUUUAUAUUCCAAAGAUGUUUACUGCAAAUAUUUCAACAGUCGUCUAAACCCUUUAUGAAGUGUUUGCCAAUGUCACUUUUUUUUUUUUUUUUUUUUUUUUUUUUUUUUUAAAUAGCUAUUCCAGAGUUGAAAUUACUGAAUUUAAAUGGUACCAAAACACCUUUUAUACUCACUGACUUUUGAGGAGAUCUGAAUGCAAUGACUGUCAAAGCCAGCAUGGAUAAAAGUUAAGUCAGUAGGGGGUGAAUUGAAAUUGUAAAAUUUACCAAUAUUAUCCAACAUGUUAUACCCAGUCGUGAAGCUCAUACAGCAAAAUCAGUAAAUCACAGUGCCAAAACUGGAAAUGGGCAAUGGUAAUAAACCCAGAUUAUACAGAGUUAGGUUGACAUUGCCCUUGGCUUAUAGUGACAUGUUAAUGUCGUGCUGUGAGUGCAGUCUCAAUGCUGCUGAUCAGCUGCACUGAGAAUUUGACACUUUAGAAAUCCUUGGUGAGCUCUACACGUUGCAUCUGAUUCCCAAACCUGCAUCUUAGAAGCACCUGAAGUAUUGUUUACAUAUUAAUAGAAAUUGUUAAUUUCUCUCUCACCUCACCUUCUGAAUUGAUUACGUUGUGCUUUAAUUUACAAAUAAGUACAACACUUCUUACUUUCAUUAUACUGUAGUACAUACCAUAUAAGUGGAGUGUUAUUAAAAUAUUAGCUGAUUGUAAUUUUAAGGUACUGAGUGUGAUGGUUCAGGAUAUUUGUGUUUUUAUUUAUUCUUUAGCCAAACAGUAAUUUGUACAGUAGUUCAGCUAGUAUAGAAUAGUAGUUAAAAAACAUUGGUAUUGGGAAUCUCAUUUAUAUAACUGCUCACAUUGUGUUCUGUUUUUGAGUAAAGUGUCUUUGUGUAUUAUAGAAAUUCCUUGGGAGUAGUCUACCCAAAAUUUUGUUCAUUGUGUUGGAAUUAGUCUUGCUAUUAACAUUUGAACAAGAAUUGGGUUUUUAGUAUUAUAAAUGUUUGGGGAAGAACACAUUUCUGAGUAAAAUUUGUCAUGAGAUAUGAUAUAGAACUUGCCAGCAUCUCCUUGUACUUGUUUGUCUAAAUAUUAUUGUUGUAUUUACUGACUUUUCUAGUCCAUUGGAAUCAUUUUUAAACUGUAGUGCUUAAUGUAGUAAAUGUCCAAAAGGUUUCCACAAAUAAAUUAUGUUGUAUUUAA